GAUCCUCAAACGCGACCCGUACCACAAGCGCAGCCUCACCGUCCAGAUCGGUUGCCUGAUGGAGCUCAAGGACUUCAACAAGCUAUUCUACGUGGCCCACAAGCUGGUGGACUUCUAUCCGGACGAUGCGAUAUCCUGGUACGCCGUCGGGUGCUAUUACGAUCUGAUCGGAAAGAGUGACCCCGCGCGACGGUACCUCUCCAAGGCAACCACGCUGGAUCGGCUGUACGGACCGGCAUGGCUUGCGUAUGGCCAUUCGUUUGCCAAGGAGAACGAACACGACCAAGCGAUGGCCGCGUACUUCAAGGCGACGCAGCUGAUGCGAGGCUGCCAUCUACCACUGCUCUACAUCGGAGUGGAGUGCGGCCUAACCAAGAAUCUGGAAAUGGCAGAAAAGUUCUUCUACCAAGCGAUGUCCAUAGCUCCGUUGGAUGUCUACGUGCUGCACGAGCUGGGGGUGAUCAAGUUCGAGUAUGAGCUGUAUGAAAGUGCGGAGGAAGUGUUCCGAACCACGCUGGAUAUGGUUCAGAGUAUGGCCAAGGCAAAUCGGGAACCGAUUUCCAUACGAUGGGAACCUUUGCUAAACAAUCUGGGUCACUGCUGUAGGAAGAAUAAGAAGUACGAAGAAGCGUUAGAGUUCCAUCGGAGAGCACUAUUCCUGAAACCUUUGAGUGCUUCCACCUACACGGCGAUCGGAUUCGUCCAGGCGUUGAUGGGCUGUCUGGACGAGGCGGUCGAGUCGUUCCACAAGAGUUUAUCGCUGAGGAGGGAUGACGUCUUUACGACGACGAUUCUCAAGUACGUAAUUGAAGACCUGGCUGAGGAGGCUCCCCUGCCGUUCUAUGGGGAAGGCGAUGAAGUCGAGCUGGAAGGCAAGGUGGAGGAGGAAGAUGAUGGAGAUGAUACGAGAGACGACGAAAUGGGUGAAGAUGGUACGAAAACAGGGGGAACACCCGGUGCGGAUGGAGUUCCUCCCCGGUUAAAGCUCAAGUUUGAUGAGUACGAUUCGAAUGCGUCGCCGGUGAGUGACACCAGUGUGGAUGACAUGAGUAUGGAUUUGUAAUCAAGUGUGAGUAUGUAUUGUGGAAUUAGCUUUUGCUGCGAAAA
This is a messenger RNA of Ochlerotatus camptorhynchus, 1107 nucleotides long. It is a transcript of the gene Cdc16, whose product is annotated as cell division cycle protein 16. Gene Ontology annotation, molecular function: protein binding. Gene Ontology annotation, cellular component: anaphase-promoting complex; cytoplasm. Lineage: Eukaryota; Metazoa; Arthropoda; Insecta; Diptera; Culicidae. The record is from RefSeq and is a predicted model, not a curated record. Gene Ontology annotation, biological process: cell division; anaphase-promoting complex-dependent catabolic process; protein ubiquitination. The annotation marks the transcript as partial. The transcript has a single exon.